Dermacentor andersoni is the source of this 1396-nucleotide messenger RNA. Its product is annotated as putative nuclease HARBI1. NCBI's taxonomy places the organism in Eukaryota, Metazoa, Arthropoda, Arachnida, Ixodida, Ixodidae. The record is from RefSeq and is a predicted model, not a curated record.
CAUCUUUUAUUAGGUUAUCGGUUUUAUGUAAUGCCGUCGUAGUGUGUACAAUACGGGUACCACGUAAAGCAAUAUCGAUCGUGAUCGAGCCCGUUCGGAAUUUAAUUUCUCGGUCCAGAUUGACUCAUUUGCUUAAGCUGCGGGAGGCAGGUAAUCGCGGUUGAUAAUUUCGAACCGAAUCAAAUCGAUCGAUAGUGCCCUUGCGGUACGGGUAUAAGAGUACGCAUUGAACAACCAAGGCGGCUAUGAUGAGCGUUAAUUCACAAAUGUCUCGUGAAUGUAGCUUUUUGCACAUUUCUUGCAAUAAUUAAAGAAGACUAUUUCGGAGAUUGCUUUUUACUAAUGUGAGAAAGAAUGCAGCUGUGUCUGGGAAAGAAUUAUGAAAUCAUGUUGGUGCAAAAACAUUUCAUUCAGACUAUUUAUCUGUCAGCAUGACGUGAAAUAUGAAAAUAUUCCAGCUCAAAUUGCUUCUUCUGAACCAUUUUCCGCCCGUUUGUUCUGCCCUCCAGGUGUGUGAUGCCCACAUGCGCAUCGUGGACAUCGAUCCGCGUUUCCCCGGAUCGUGCCACGACUCCUACGUGUGGAGGCACUCGCCACUGUUAGGCCGCCUCACACGUAACCUGCGACGUGGAGAAUGGGUGCUUGGAGACUCAGGCUACCCUCUUGAGCCAUGGCUGCUGACACCUGUGCCAGGCCAUCCAGGCAUUGACACUCCGGAGGGGCGCUACAACCAGGCCCAUGCCUCCAUGAGGAACGUUGUGGAGAGAGGUAUUGGCGUCUUGAAGGCAAGGUUCCGGUGCCUUCAACGGUACCGGACACUCCUUUAUGAGCCCAAGGAUGCAGCCACAAUCGUGGCAGCCUGCGCCGCUCUCCACAACAUUGCUUUGAAGGCAGGGGAGCCGGAGCUGCAGGACAGUGAUGAGGAGGCUGAUGACAACCAGCCACCGCUGCAACAGGGCUUGCCUGUGUCUCAAGGGCACCACACCUGCCGGCAAGAAACGCCCAGAGAGCUGCUGAUGAGGGCGAAGCAGAUGAGGAGUCAGGUUGUCAACCUGUUCUCUGCGGCCCCUAACUGGCGUACCACUCACCUGCGUAUGCUGCAUCGUCGGCUGAGGCAGCAACAGCAGGCUCGUCGCGCGGCUCAACCGUAAAGCCAAGUGAGUUCUCCAACAUAGGCGUGAAAAGGCAAACCUCAUAAUGCCAUUGAAAAAUUGAAAUGGUCGCCCUUGAUAAAAAGGAUGCAAGGCAUUUUCAAAAAUAUUUGUUUUGAUUAAUACUGAAAUCUCCAUUGCGGAUUUUCACAGGGUGUGUCACAGUAACAAAAGGUUUAGAAACAGUGGAAGAGAGACGUUAAAAAAGUGUUGCUGGGCAACUUAGUUCCUGAUGGGAACGCAAA